This is a messenger RNA of Nerophis lumbriciformis (worm pipefish), 1285 nucleotides long. RefSeq names its product phytanoyl-CoA 2-hydroxylase (gene phyh). Gene Ontology annotation, molecular function: phytanoyl-CoA dioxygenase activity. The record is from RefSeq and is a predicted model, not a curated record. Lineage: Eukaryota; Metazoa; Chordata; Actinopteri; Syngnathiformes; Syngnathidae. Gene Ontology annotation, biological process: fatty acid alpha-oxidation.
UUGACCACAUGCGCACACCGCCGGCGCAGACUCGCAGCGGGACAAGGACGACGUGCAGGCGGACUGGACAUGUCGCGGGCUGCGGAGAGGAUCCGGCUGACGAUCGGUCACCUUGAUCGGUCACCGGCUGUGGUCGCUGCACUGACUUCCUGUCAAAGCCUCAACUUUCACCCUCACAAACUCAGAUACACGCUGGAUGAAAAGGAGCUGCUGAGCGCAGAGGAGCGACUCUUCUACGAGCAAAAUGGCUUCUUUGUUGUGAAGAAGCUGGUGUCUGCUGAGGACGUGGACUUGUUCCGGAAGGCGUUUGAGCGCAUUUGUCAGCAGGAAGUCAAGAUGCCCGGUCUGGUUGUGAUGAGAGACGUCGCCAUCGCCAAGUCCGAGUUUGUUCCGGAUCAGAGAGCCGUGUCCAAACUCCAGGACUUUCAAGAGGAUCCUGAACUUUUCCGCUACUGCACCUUGCCACAGGUCCUGAAGUAUGUGGAGUGCUUCGUCGGAGCGGACAUCAUGGCCAUGCACACCAUGCUCAUCAACAAACCUCCAGAUGCAGGUAAGAAAACCUCCCGCCACCCCAUGCACCAGGACCUGCACUACUUCCCCUUCAGACCCGCCGACCGCAUUGUCUGCGCCUGGACAGCCUUGGAGCGGGUGAACCGGCAGAACGGCUGCCUGGUGGUCCUGCCAGGAACGCACACGGGCACGCUGAAGGAGCACGACUACCCGGACUGGCAGGGUGGUGUGAACAAGAUGUACCACGGAGUGCGGGACUACAACCUUCAACACCAGCGUGUGCACCUGGAGAUGGAGAAGGGCGACACCGUCUUUUUCCACCCGUUGCUCAUCCACGGUUCUGGCAUGAACCAGACCCAAGGCUUUCGGAAGGCCAUCUCCUGCCACUACGCCAGCUCUGACUGCUACUACAUAGACGUGAAGGGAACCACGCAGGAGAACAUCCAGGAUGAAGUGAAGGAGCUGGCGGCCAAGAAAUACCCCAUGGCUGACAACAUCUCCUUCCAGGACACCUGGGCCUUCAGAGGCCGCCUGGUGCAGGGAGAGAGACGCUCACUUUAAGGUGGCCUGAAGAGGACCGAGUCAGCUGCUAACUCUGCAGCAGGGCCGGCCCGUGGCAUAGGCCGCAUAGGCAAAUGCUAAGGGCGCCGUCCAUCAGGGGGCGCCACGCCAGUGCCACAAAUGUUGGAGGAAAAAAAAAAAAAGUUGGUACUAUUAUUUCUAAAUACAAAAAAUAAUCCAACGUUAAUUAAAAUGCAAAGUAAAGCCUAUAUAA